GAAAUUCAUCUCUCAUCCCGGAAAUCCUAGCCGUUUUGUCUACUCUCUCUCUCUCUCUCUCGCUUCUCUCCAACGGCUCUGAAAGAUCCGAGAGCUUUGCAGGGCUAAGCGAGAAAGAAAGAGGGAGAAUUCCCCAAACUCCUCUCUUCUUGCAUCCCAAAACCCUAGCUUUUCUUAUGCCCGCAUCUCUCAUGGAAGCACAGAAACUAGAUGCGCCUCUACCUCCUGCAAUGGCUACGGUUAAAAGAACCCGGCGCCGAGGAAGAGAUGUCAGUUCUCGCUAUAUGAUCCCACCAUCUCCACGCUCAGCCCCCUCAUCCCCCAUUCACCCUUCUUCCACCCCAUCAUCCUUCAGAAACCAAUUUCAUAAUCAGAUACCCCGAAUACCCUCUGUUCCUUCUUCCCCUGAUGCCUCCGAUUCAGAAUUCGAGACCUCCGCACAUUAUGCAGAUGAGAAUCAGCACAGCUUCAUCACUCCCCUUGCUCUAGGACUGCAGGGGAAGGCCCCAAAUACCCAAAAGAGGCGUGCGGUAAGACUUUUCUCUGACAAUGCCAGCGAUACCCCUCAGGCACAUUUUGUCCAACACCACACGAGCAGGCCUCCUACCAGGGUAGGGACUCCAAGACAAGUCAUUUGUAGUCAAACUCAGUUCAGAACAGCAAAGAAAACUGCAAACCAUGGACCCAAAUCAAAGGCUUUAAACCCUUUUUCCGGAUUGAUGGAUAGUUCUUCAAGGGAUUCUUGUUCUUUGGCUGAUUCAGGGACUCAGAGCUGCAGUAUUAGCAGUCUGGGAGGGUUAUGUGAUAGCCCGCCGAUUCGAAAUCAGGGUAGUUGCAGGGCACGGCAAGCUUCGGAACUCCGGUCAUCUGUGCCUGAGGGUGAUUUAUUGCCAGCUAGUUCAAGGAAACCAGCUGAAGCAGUGGAAUUGAUGCUCAGGCAUUCACUUAAUUCAAUUUGCCAGCCAAAUCUUUUCAAUCUUGCAAAGACAGUUAACAACAAGAGUUCAGUUCAAGAAAUGUGUAGUUUAGGAGGAGUUUUUUUGCCUCCACAACCCCCAAGCAAUAGAAAGGGGUUAGACCUGAAGAAGGGUAAGAAGGGUUUGAGCAGGAAGGAAGAUGUUCAUGUUCUUUCUCUUCUUCAUAAUCAAUAUCUACAAUGGAGGUUUGUGAAUGCAGCAGCCAAUGCAGCUGUUAAAGCAAGGUUCGGCACUGCAGAGAGAUCACUAUUUGAAGUUUCUAAAAACUUAGAAGAGUUGCGGGAUUCAGUUAGAGAGAAAAGAAUGGAGCUUGAGAGGCUGUUAAGAUUGAGAAGAUUGUCCAACAUUGUUGAUGCGGAGAUGCCAUAUCUGGAAGAGUGGGCCCUUGCUGAAGGAGAAUACUCUGAUUCGCUUUCUGGAACAAUAAUGGCAUUGAAGAAUGCUUCAAUUAGACUCCCAUUAAGUGAAGAUGUGAGGGUAGAUAUUAGAGAGCUCAAGGAAUCCAUUCACUCUGCAACUUGCAUGUUUGCGUCCUUCUUUCCCUCCAUUGAGAGAUUCUCGCCGAAGGCUGAUGGAGUAGCAAAAGGAAUGUCUGAGUUGGCAAAGGUAGUCAGCAGAGAAAAAGCUCUAAUUGAAGAGUGUGGAGGCCUCUUAUCUGAGGUUCAUACAUUGCAGGUUAAUGAAUGCAGCCUGAGAAGCAUGUUGAUGCAAACAAAAAGAAGCAGUAUAAUUUGAAGCUAUCAGUCAUUAAACACUGUAAUGUUAGCAGUAUAUUCAUUUGUUUUCAAGAAAUAACACGAUGGGAUGAGUACAUAGUAAGAUUCUACAUGUCUUGCAGGAUUAGUUUUUUCUUAGUGAUUUUAAUAAAAUCCUUAUAUUUUCAUCAUUUUGCACAUAAAAAAUGCUUAUAAUA
Phalaenopsis equestris is the source of this 1890-nucleotide messenger RNA. Its product is annotated as protein ENDOSPERM DEFECTIVE 1-like. NCBI's taxonomy places the organism in Eukaryota, Viridiplantae, Streptophyta, Magnoliopsida, Asparagales, Orchidaceae. Gene Ontology annotation, molecular function: microtubule binding. Bases 177 to 1712 code for a protein of 511 amino acids. The record is from RefSeq and is a predicted model, not a curated record. Gene Ontology annotation, biological process: spindle assembly; centrosome cycle. The transcript is spliced from 6 exons. Gene Ontology annotation, cellular component: centrosome; cytoplasm; nuclear microtubule.